CUGGAAACAAGAUCAGUGAAUGCAGUGACGAGGACUUGGGAUGGAAUAGAUUGAGGGAUGAAGUAGAGGAGGUGAAGUAGAGGAGGUGAAGUAGAGAUGAAGAAAGCAGGGAAGAAGUCAAAGAUCAAUGGAGACUGAAGGGAACUGAUUAGUCAAGAACUUGAUACUAACCCAAUGUGUAGCUGACAGAAAGAAGAGAGUCUUCAAAACCUUCUCUUACAGAGGUGUUGACUUGAAAGAUUUAUUAGAAUUAGACACUGAAGAAUUUUCCAAAUUAUGUGGUGCCAGAGUUAGAAGAAGAUUCUCUAGAGGUUUAGGUUCUAAACCAAUGGGUUUCAUUGCUAAAUUGAGAGCUGCCAAAUUAGCUGCUCCAGAAAAUGAAAAACCAGCUAUUGUCAAAACUCACUUAAGAAACAUGAUUGUUGUUCCAGAAAUGAUUGGUUCAGUUGUUGGUGUUUACAAUGGUAAAGUUUUCAACACUGUUGAAAUUAAACCAGAAAUGGUUGGUCACUACUUGGGUGAAUUCUCCAUUUCUUAUACUCCAGUUAGACACGGUAGAGCUGGUAACGCCUCUACCAGAUUCAUUCCAUUAAGAUAAGUGUAAUGUACCAUAACUCUUUGAACAACGUUCAUCUUUCCU
Hyphopichia burtonii NRRL Y-1933 is the source of this 640-nucleotide messenger RNA. It is a transcript of the gene RPS15, whose product is annotated as 40S ribosomal uS19 domain-containing protein. Gene Ontology annotation, molecular function: structural constituent of ribosome; RNA binding. Gene Ontology annotation, biological process: translation; ribosomal small subunit assembly. Gene Ontology annotation, cellular component: ribosome; cytosolic small ribosomal subunit. Bases 329 to 598 code for a protein of 89 amino acids. The record is from RefSeq and is a predicted model, not a curated record. NCBI's taxonomy places the organism in Eukaryota, Fungi, Ascomycota, Pichiomycetes, Serinales, Debaryomycetaceae. The transcript has a single exon.